AUGGCGGCACGGCAGCCAGGGACUAGGUGCAGCCGCUCUCGAGCAUUAAAUCAAAGUAAGAGAGUUAAUAAUGGCAACACAGCUACAAAAGACUCUCCUCCUACCAAGAAAACUCGAAGAUGCCAGAAGCAGGAGGUGAAAAAGGAACUUGUGGCUGGAGGAAAAGCUGAUAAUUAUGACAAGACAGAAGACAAGCAAGAUGAAUCUGUGAAGACUUUACUGUUAAAAGGCAAAGCUCCUGUAGACCCGGAGUGCACAGUCAAGGUCGGGAAGGCCCAUGUAUACUGUGAAGGGAAUGAUGUCUAUGAUGUCAUGCUAAAUCAGACCAAUCUCCAGUUCAACAACAACAAGUACUAUCUGAUUCAGCUGUUGGAAGAUGAUGCCCAGAGAAACUUCAGUGUUUGGAUGAGAUGGGGCCGAGUUGGGAAAGUGGGGCAGCACAGCUUGGUGGCUUGUUCAGGGGACCUCACCAAGGCCAAGGAAAUCUUUCAAAAGAAAUUCCUUGACAAAACAAAAAAUAAUUGGGAGGAUCGUGAGAAGUUUGAGAAGGUACCAGGAAAAUAUGAUAUGCUACAAAUGGACUAUGCCACCCAUACUCAGGGUGAAAAAGAAACAAAAGAAGAGGAAUCUCUUAAAUCCUCCUUGAAACCAGAGUCACGGCUAGAUCUUCGGGUACAGGAGCUGAUGAAAUUGAUUUGUAAUGUCCAAGCCAUGGAAGAGAUGAUGGUAGAGAUGAAGUAUGAUACCAAGAAAGCCCCACUUGGAAAGCUGACAGUUGCACAAAUCAAGGCAGGUUACCAGUCUCUUAAGAAGAUUGAGGACUGUAUUCGGGCUGGCCGGCAUGGACGAGCUCUCACAGAAGCAUGCAAUGAAUUCUAUACCAGGAUCCCACAUGACUUUGGACUCCGUACCCCUCCACUAAUCCGAACAGAGAAAGAACUGGCAGAAAAAGUGCAACUACUAGAGGCUUUGGGAGACAUUGAAAUUGCCAUCAAGCUGGUGAAAACAGAGCUGCAAAGCCCAGAACACCCACUGGAUCAACACUAUAGAAACCUCCAUUGUGCCAUGCACCCUCUAGACCACGCAAGUUAUGAGUUCAAAGUGAUUUCUCAGUACCUGCAGUCUACCCAUGCUCCCACACACAGUGACUAUACCAUGACCUUGCUGGACGUUUUUGAAGUAGAGAAGGAGGGUGAGAAAGAAGCCUUCAGAGAGGACCUUCAUAACAGGAUGCUGCUAUGGCAUGGUUCCAGGCUGAGUAAUUGGGUGGGAAUCCUGAGCCAUGGGCUUCGAGUUGCCCCACCUGAAGCUCCCAUCACAGGUUAUAUGUUUGGAAAAGGAAUCUACUUUGCUGACAUGUCUUCCAAGAGUGCCAAUUACUGCUUUGCUUCUCGCCUAAAGGACACAGGAUUGCUGCUGUUAUCAGAGGUAGCUCUAGGUCAGUGUAAUGAGCUACUAAAGGCCAAUCCUGAGGCAGAAGGAUUACUUCAGGGCAAACACAGCACCAAGGGGCUGGGCAAGAUGGCUCCCAGUCCUUCAAGCUUCAUCACCCUGAAUGGGAGCACAGUGCCCUUGGGACCAGCUGGUGACACAGGAGUUGUGAAUCCAGAGGGUUAUACCCUCAACUACAAUGAAUUCAUCGUCUAUAACCCCAACCAGGUCCGUAUGCGAUACCUUCUGAAGGUUCAAUUCAAUUUCCUGCAGCUUUGGUGAAUGUUUAUAUUGAAUAAACCAGAGAAUAUAUCUUCAA
Molecule: messenger RNA, 1750 nt
Organism: Orycteropus afer afer
Lineage: Eukaryota; Metazoa; Chordata; Mammalia; Tubulidentata; Orycteropodidae
Gene: PARP2
Product: poly(ADP-ribose) polymerase 2
Molecular function (GO): NAD+ poly-ADP-ribosyltransferase activity
Source: RefSeq, a predicted model, not a curated record